AUGCUCAAAAAGAAGUCUCUGGCGCCCGCCUUUUUCUGGAACUUCUCCCCAUCCACCACCCCCGAACUGUCCCCCACCUCGUCGGACAGCGACUCCGACGAGGAUAUGGAAUCAUCCGGCUCCCGACCGGUCAGCCUGGCCGUCUCGGCGGGAGCCUUUUGUCCUAUGCGACCAACCUUGAACGAGGUCCUGGCCAAUGCCGCCGCCCCGCCGUAUACGUUAUCCGCCUUUAUGGCCUAUCUCUCGCAGAACCACUGCCUCGAGACGCUCGAAUUUACGAUGGAGGCCAGCCGUUAUCGAGAUACAUAUGAAGCCCUGUCUGCUCGACUGGGUCCAGACGCGUUGACGGACCCUGAGACGCGGGAGGCACAACACUUGCAGAUGCUUUGGCAGCGGUUGAUGACGGCUUACAUCCUGCCUGGUGCGCCACGUGAAGUUAAUCUGUCCAGCGAGGUUCGAGACGGUCUCCUCCGUUAUCGUGAUGUGACCACCCCACCAACCCCGGACACGCUCAACUCGGCUGUGAAACGUAUUCAUGACUUGAUGGAGGAGUCUAUCUUCCUGCCCUUUCUGAACAGCCACACCACCUCGCCGUCCAUGCUGGCCCAACUCGAUUCCGCUUUUGGUCCAGAGGAUACCAUGGACUUGUCCAGUCCAUCGUACGAUGAGAAUCCUGUAAAGUGCGUCCGUUCCCGAACUAAGCGUACGUCUCCGCAAUCGUCUACCAAGGACCUGCCCGCGGCUGCCGGUCGCUCCACCGUCUCGCUCGGUGCCAUGCACGCCCUUGGUAAGCGUGCGUCAGGCGCCCUGCUUAGCACAUCUGGGGAAUCGGGCUCGUUCACACUCACGGACGACUCGAGUCCACAAUCGAGCCCGACCGCCGAGGAGCCCAUGACUCCACCAACCACGCCCCCAGCCAGCGAGCCGCAUCUCCCCAUCCACAGCCCCAAGCUGCGAACCGACAACCCUUGGAAGAAGAUGGGCAUGAAGCUGGGCUUCAAGAAACGCUCUGGCGCUGGCAGUGGUGGAACCUCGCGGGAUCCGAAGAUUCUGGGCCUGGACGAUUAA
This is a messenger RNA of Penicillium subrubescens, 1068 nucleotides long. Its product is annotated as regulator of G-protein signaling domain-containing protein. The record is from RefSeq and is a predicted model, not a curated record. The transcript has a single exon. The coding region runs from base 1 to 1068 and encodes 355 amino acids. NCBI's taxonomy places the organism in Eukaryota, Fungi, Ascomycota, Eurotiomycetes, Eurotiales, Aspergillaceae.